Molecule: messenger RNA, 450 nt
Organism: Penicillium vulpinum
Lineage: Eukaryota; Fungi; Ascomycota; Eurotiomycetes; Eurotiales; Aspergillaceae
Exons: 1
Coding region: 1-450 (149 amino acids)
Source: RefSeq, a predicted model, not a curated record
AUGGCUGACUCAUGGGACGUCUAUGUAGCAUUCUGCCAACGGCGAGGUGAUGACCCCUUGCACUGGAUGCUUUUGUUUGCUCACCCUGGAUCACUGCGUUGUACAUGGUACCAUGUUGUCGGAGGCCCAACGCAAAAUCGGGACUUCGAGCGCAAGAUUCAAGCAGGAAAGAGAAUGGACAGUUUUGGUAUAUCGAGAAAGCAGUACAUCUGCCAGAUUGCCGCAAGUGAGAUCAACAAGGUUAAGUCGGCGGUAGUGGCAGUCCCUGUACAAGAUUGUCAACGUUGGAUCGUUGCAGUGCUUGCCGGACUUGAGCGCAAAUGCCUGGUUCCUGCUGGCACCAGCGCUGAUUAUUAUAAUCAAAUGGAGGCUACCCAUGCCGUGCAAAUUGGAGAUGGCUGCUGGGUCUUGGUCUCCGGAACUGCUGAAGAUGAACAGGUUGCUAAAUAA